AAUUACGUCCACGGUCACGUGCUAUAACAGAUUAUACGGGUUUUAGGCGGUAAGGCAAGAUGUCAGGUCUGGAUGAAGUCGACAAUAUCAUUAUCGUUACUCUCCGUCAGAUUGGAUGUGAUUUUCUAGAAGAUGUGGCAAGUCUUGCCUCUUUCACUGCGGAAAUCGUCGUAUCUGCUGUUUCACGAUGCCUGAAAGUUAUCAGCGACGAUCUAGAUUUGCCCAAGAAACUUCCGAGCAACAUGUCGGCUCGAUUUCGCGUCGGAACAGAUCUCGCAAACGCUUGCAAGGAUUUGGGCUAUCGAUCUGAUAUCGGUUACCAGACAUUUUUGUAUCCAAACAAUGCUGAUUUGAGGAAGCUGUUUAUGUUUUUGGUUGAAAAAUUGCCGAAGGAAUCAGCGGCUGCAGCUGACGAACCAGUGGGUUCGUAUGCAAUGCUGAACAGAGCUAUUGCUGCUGAAGUAUCUCGUCGUCUGUCUCUUGGGUGGACGCCAUCUUACUGUAAGCUUGCGAGGCUUGCUUGGUCUGGUGGAGCACCUCGGCAGUGGCAUUAUGAGGGCACGUCUGGUAUGCAUUCGUUUCAUGCUGAUCUUUUGACUGUUCCAACUGGAUUAGGAGAUAUCACUGUGAAUGUACCAAAAGAAAUGAGACGAUUUUAUGGAAGUCCUUACCUAAAGUUGGUGACACUACAACCACCCCAAGCUCAUAAUGUGGUUGCAUCUAUCUUGGAGCACAAUGCGUCUGAACUGACGUCCUCUCAAGAAUGGGAAGCAGAAUGGAACCAGGCUGGACUAGCAUCUCAUCUCCCACCAGAUGAAUACAGGGAUAAGAAGAGACAGAGAAUAAAGAAACGAGUAGCUGACCAACUGCGAGCGAGUGCGAAGCAGGCAUCAGGGUCAAGUGUUGGGUCUGACCUGGCGCAACUGAUUGGAUCGUUUGCAGGUAGGGAAUCAGCACUUGGCAAAGGAUCAAGAUUCACUCAUACAGAAAAAUUGCAAUUUGCAAAGGAUGAUGUCACUGUUGAUACGGGACCACGAGUUGAGACCGAAGAGGAGCUGAAGAAGAAACGAGAAGACGAAGUGGCAGCAUUACAAGCUCGUCUCGAAGAUCUAACCGUGCAGCUAGAAAAAAUGGAGAUGGACAUCAAGAAAUUUACCACCAACACAUCACGAAUGCAGGAGAUGACUGUUUCUAUUCGUGCUUCAUUCAAAGACGAGGAAGAUGCAUACCGCGUCAAGAAACAGACAAUGGACAUGUUGCCUGAAGCUGACAAACACAUAGCAGAGCUGCAAAAGUUGAUCGAUGCCAGUGCUAAGCGUCUCGUUACACUGUCACAGCAGUGGGAAUCGCAUCGCGGUCCACUGAUAGCGAAGUAUAGAGAACUGAAGUCAUUGAACGAUUUGAGAAUGAACGAAUCAGCUCAACGUCUGGAGGAGAUUCGUGCCAUUCGAGAAAAAAUUAGGGAACUGACAGCCGAAGGUCGUAGCAAAGACAACUUACAUAAGCAGCUGGUCGGAGAGUACGAGAGAAUGGGCAAGGAUGUUGGUAGGGCGUCGUACACGAGGAGAAUUCUGGAAAUAGUCGGGAACAUCAGGAAGCAACGUGCAGAUAUUGACAAGGUUUUAGUUGAUACGAGGGCUCUCCAGAAGGAGAUAAAUCUUCAAUCAGGGAAAUUAGAUCGAAUAUUUACAAUCACAGACGAACAGAUAUUCAUGAAUGUCAAGAAAGACGAAGCAUGUCGAAAAGCAUAUAAAUAUCUAGCAAGUAUGCACGAGUCUUGUGGGAUUCUGAUCACUUCGGUUGAAGAGACUGGCAAUGUGAUGAGGGAAAUUCGAGAGCUCGAAGAUCAGAUUGAAAGUGAAAAGCAAAAGAAACUAGAUGACAGCUUCGGUCAAAUAUCCGCUGAUUUGAAGCAGAUGAAACAGGAGAAUGCAACUCUAGUGGCAAAAAUCAAAAGCAAAUGAAAUCGUGUCGCCAAUUGGUCAAACGAUUUUUUGUAUUGUUGGUUGAAUGUUUGGUGUUUGGUGAUGGUAAUAGAAAUUGUUGAUGAGAUCUCGGUUUCUGACAUGAUUUUG
This is a messenger RNA of Corticium candelabrum, 2075 nucleotides long. Its product is annotated as coiled-coil domain-containing protein 22 homolog. The transcript is spliced from 17 exons. The record is from RefSeq and is a predicted model, not a curated record. Gene Ontology annotation, biological process: positive regulation of ubiquitin-dependent protein catabolic process. Gene Ontology annotation, molecular function: cullin family protein binding. Bases 60 to 1964 code for a protein of 634 amino acids. Lineage: Eukaryota; Metazoa; Porifera; Homoscleromorpha; Homosclerophorida; Plakinidae.